This is a messenger RNA of Halteromyces radiatus, 849 nucleotides long. RefSeq lists its product as uncharacterized. The record is from RefSeq and is a predicted model, not a curated record. The transcript has 15 exons. Bases 1 to 849 code for a protein of 282 amino acids. NCBI's taxonomy places the organism in Eukaryota, Fungi, Mucoromycota, Mucoromycetes, Mucorales, Cunninghamellaceae.
AUGACUCUUCUGGUUUUUCCAAUUGCAAGAUCUCUUUUCUUCUCGGUUUUGGUCAAACGAAACGGUGAUACAAAACAAGCCAAUGCUUUACCUGGUUAUGGCUCUUCUAAUGGUUUGGAACUGGAUGGAAUAACAAUUAUGGAGACUCUGGACGGAGCACCAAAUGCAAGUCAACCUGUGUUACAAGCAUUGGACUUGGUCGAGGAUGACUGGUGUCUAGGAUCAUUUAUGAAUCUAGAGGCUGGAUCUAGUGCUCAAGUAGUCCUUGGAAGUCCUGCCAUUUGCGGUAUGGUUUGGAAAGAAUUAGGGGAUAAUAUCAUAACUGGUGCCAUGAUUGUCGUCUACACAAUCAAAUGUCGAAUGGCAUUGGACUUGGUCGAGGAUGACUGGUGUCUAGGAUCAUUUAUGAAUCUAGAGGCUGGAUCUAGUGCUCAGGCAUUGGACUUGGUCGAGGAUGACUGGUGUCUAGGAUCAUUUAUGAAUCUAGAGGCUGGAUCUAGUGCUCAAGCCGUGUUGUUUCAUGCUGGAGUCCUUGGAAGUCCUGCCAUUUGCGCUACCUUCCUUGAUGGUCUUAAAAUGUCAGAUGUACUGCUAGUGGCAACCCUUCUUUCUCUUCGAACUCAUGAUGAUGAUGACAUUCAAUUGCAAUAUGAUAUAAAACAUCCACUGGUGUUGACAAGGUAUCAUGAUUAUCCUUCCUUUUAUUUUAUGGGGAUUGAUACGGUAUCGCUGUCAGAUGAUAUACACAAGUCAAACAAAGCGGUCAAUGUUUUAGCUGGUUCUGGCUCUUCUAAUGGUUUGGAACUGGAUGGAAUGACAAUUAUGAUGAACCCUUUACUACGUGGUUAG